Dictyostelium discoideum AX4 is the source of this 651-nucleotide messenger RNA. RefSeq names its product Ras GTPase (gene rasW). Lineage: Eukaryota; Evosea; Eumycetozoa; Dictyosteliales; Dictyosteliaceae. Bases 1 to 651 code for a protein of 216 amino acids. Gene Ontology annotation, molecular function: GTPase activity; GTP binding; G protein activity. Gene Ontology annotation, biological process: signal transduction. The transcript is spliced from 2 exons. Gene Ontology annotation, cellular component: plasma membrane; membrane. The record is from RefSeq and is a predicted model, not a curated record.
AUGACUUCCUAUAAAAAUAAUAAUGUUAUAUCAUUAUGUAUAAUGGGUGAUGGUGGUGUUGGUAAAACAGCAGUAACAAUUCAAUUUAUUUCAAAUCAUUUUGUUUAUUAUUAUGAUCCAACAAUUGAAGAUUCAUACCGUAAACAAUGUUUGGUGGAUGAUCAAGUUUAUAUGUUAGAUAUAUUAGAUACAGCAGGUCAAGAUGAAUUAACCGCUAUGAGAGACCAAUGGAUUAGAUCAUGUGAAGGCUUCAUAUUGGUUUAUUCGGUUACAUCAAGAUCAUCAUUUGACCAAAUUCAAUUCUUUAGAGAACAAAUCAUUCGUGUAUUGGAUAGUGAUGAUGUACCAAUAAUGAUGAUUGGUAAUAAAAUUGAUUUAGAUGAUGAAAGACAAGUUACAUUUCAAGAAGGUAAAGAUUUAGCACGAUGUUUAGGUAUGUCAUUCAUGGAAGUUUCCGCUAAAAAUAGAACAAAUGUUGAAGAAGUUUUCAAUGAAACAGUUCGUAUAGUUAAAAGAAAAGAAGAUCCACAAAGUCAUAAACCAUCAAAAGAUAGUGACUCUAAAAAACCAUUAGUUAAUACAAGUAAAAUAAUUAAAAAAAUAAAUACAAGAGUAAAACAAACUAAAACUUCAAUUUGUAAAAUGAUGUAA